Molecule: messenger RNA, 2199 nt
Organism: Glycine soja
Lineage: Eukaryota; Viridiplantae; Streptophyta; Magnoliopsida; Fabales; Fabaceae
Product: BOI-related E3 ubiquitin-protein ligase 1-like
Exons: 4
Coding region: 283-1359 (358 amino acids)
Molecular function (GO): ubiquitin-protein transferase activity
Source: RefSeq, a predicted model, not a curated record
UGUGUGUGUGUAAGGAACGAUAACAAUAACAACACGAGACUACUUCUAAAGAAAAAGCUGAGUGCUCCACGCGAGGAAGAAGAGAAAAUUAGCAAAGGAAAAAAAGAAAAAAGAGAAAGAAGGAGAGAGCGAGCAGAAUAAGGUGUCUCUCUUGGACUGAUUCGCUUCAAUCGCAUCUCUAUUCUCUACUACUCAUUCAUUUUUAUAUACCUCUCUUCCUUCUCUCUCCCACCCUCAACACAAAGAAAAAAGUGGACAUAGUUAUUUAAUUUAUUUUUGUUCAUGGCCGUUCAAGCUCAAUAUCCAUCCAAUGUCCUUUUUCUAAACAGCAGCAGAAACGGGCAAGAAGGGCAUGAGUAUUCUUCAUUGCAACCACAACCAGGAGGAGUUGUACUCUUGAAUCAGCCUCACAUGUUAUACGACAACUGCAACAACGACAAUGGAAGUAACAAUAACAACAACAAUAUCAAUUCUCGAAAGAGAGGAAGAGAAGAUCAGCCGGGUGUUGGCAACAACAACAACAACACAAUCACUACAGCUUCAAAUGUUAUCAAUCAAUUUUCUUUGCAAUCUCAGCCUCUGCAACUCGUUCAUCUCUCUCAGCUCCACAAUCACCAACAACAAAAUAAUGUGGUCUCCACUGGCCUACGCUUAUCCUUCGAUGACCAACACUUUCAACAACAACAAAGACUACAACUUCAUCAAAAUCAAUCUCAACAACAACAACAACAUGGGUCUCAAUCUUCUGCUUUCUUAUCUCUAUUAUCCCAAGGCUUGGGUUCUCAAAUCAAACAACAGCGUGAUGAGAUUGACCAAUUACUCCAUGCCCAGGCAGAGCAACUGCGGCGGGCAUUGGCUGAGAAGAGGCAGAGGCAUUACCGCGCGCUGCUGAGCACGGCGGAGGAGGCGGUGGCGCGUAGGCUCAGAGAGAAGGAAGCGGAAGUGGAAAUGGCCACGCGCAAGAACGCGGAAUUAGAAGCACGCGCGGCCAAGCUGAGCGUGGAGGCCCAAGUGUGGCAGGCCAAGGCCAGGGCCCAAGAGGCGACGGCAGCCUCCCUCCAGGCCCAACUGCAGCAGACAAUAAUGUCCCAUGGCGGCGAAGAACUCGCCGCCGUGGGCGUAUCGUCUGCUGUUGAGGGCCAGGCGGAAGACGCGGAGUCCGCCUACAUCGACCCGGAACGUGUCGUUGUUGCCACGACGGCGCGUCCCAAAUGCCGAGGGUGCGCAAAGCGCGUGGCCUCGGUGGUCGUUUUGCCGUGUCGGCACUUGUGUAUCUGUACAGAAUGCGAUGCGCAUUUCCGAGCGUGCCCGGUUUGUCUCACCCUAAAGAAUUCAACCGUUGAAGUUUUUCUCUCUUGACAACCCUCCAAAAUUUACUCAAUUACCCCCCUUCCUUCCUUCCUUCCUUUCUUUCUUGUCCAUACCAAAGGCAAAAAAAUUUCUCAUAAAAUAUAAAUAAAAUUACAUUUUUGUUUCUCGCUUGAAUUCACAUGACCAAGGUGAACUUUUUGGUUUUUAUCUCCUUCUCCUGGAAUUUCAUUGCAUAAUUAAUAUAUCAUAUUCUUUUAUUGGAUAAAUGCUUUUGCUUUUGCCUUUAUGGCUUUGCAGUUUUAAAAUGCCAAUGAUGUUUUUUUUUCCAGAGUGUUUGUUGGUUAGUGAUGUUUGGUUUCACUAGGAUUAGUAAAGUUACGUGUUAAUUUGUGGUUUGAUUUUUAUGUUUUUUUUUUCAUUGAUUGCAUUAGGGGCAUGGCUCUUAGGUAAAAUGGUUUUUCAGUUGUCAAUUUGAGGGGUAAUGUGCAUGCGUGCAUAUUCAGGUAACAUUUUAAUUUUUAUUUUGUUUAACUUGCAAGGCAUUAGAAUUUAGAGACGUGGAAUUUUGUUGCAUUAAGGUUCGGGGCACCGCGUUACAAGGUCCGGAGCAAAAUGGUUUUCAUUCUGUGGCAAGUGAAAUUAUUUUGAAACUGACUCCAAAUAUUCCCAAAGUCUCCCACUAUCGGGUUGGAAUGGUGCAUUGCAUAUUAUUAUUUUUCAAUAAAGCAUACGUUUGCUUGCUAAGGCUUUUGGGUGCUUUUUCUUUCUUUUUUUCAUGUCUGUUGAUGAUUCCAUGUGGAAUUGACAAUGGAUAGUAAUUCUUUCAUUUUUAAUGUAUAAUUGAUGAAAGAGAAAAUAUUCCAAAAAAAAAAGUGAACAUUAGGUUGA